CUGCUUACAUGCACAUGCAGCUGCAACUGCGAACUAAAAUCAAAACAAACCGAUGCUGGGAAUGACAGCUUUGGUUAGUUUGUAUAUUCUAUUCUUAACCAUUCAAAUUCGGUUGUUGUAAAUUGUUUAAACACGCUAUUAUUAUUAAGUGUAAUGGUUUGACAUAUUUGAAGUAUGUCAUAUUUAGUACUUUAUACUGUUAUCUAAAUUUAUUAGCAAAAAAAUAACUAUGUAUAUGACUUAAUUUUUAACGGGUUUUCCCCACUUUUUAAAUGGGGUUUCCCCAUUUAAAAAUGUGAUAUCUUUUUUUGCGAUGCAAUAUAAAACUAGAAACGAGUAGAUAAAAAAUUCAUUUUCUAGUAAGCUCGUUAUGGCAGAGGCUGAUAGUUCAAGUUCAAUGGAAACUAAAAGUUUAGAAGAUCUUACAAAAAAUGAUGAAUUUUUUUCUAGUCUGAGAGAUUAUCUUAGCGAGGAAGAUGAAUCUGUUUCUAGUCAGAGUGAUGAUCUUACAAAGGAUAAUGAAUCUGUUUCUAGUCAGAAAAAUAAUCUUUCAAAUGAGGAUAAACCUGUUAGUAAUCAAGAAGAUGAUUUUGCAGAUGAAGACGAAUCUGUUUCAAGUCAGAGGGAAAUAGAAUUUUGUGAAUUAUAUUUCAAAGUAAUAGACAAGCAACUAGCUAGAGGUGAUUAUGAAGAAAACAUUAAACAGGCAGAGCAUUAUUUUGAAGAAAUUCGUACCAAAGUUAAUAAAUGGUGUAGAUUUAAAAAGGAAAAUGACUUUGAGCAGAUAAAUCUUUGGAAACAUUCAUUCUAUUACAGAAUGAUGUGCAUUUAUUUUAAUGCUACUUGCAUUUCUAGUGCAGUAGCCCAUUAUUUUGAGAAUUUUCUCAAUCAAAAUUCAAAAUCUUUCAAAUAUUUAUUGAAGAAAAGUGUUCUGAGAAUCUGUUCUGUAGGAGGUGGGUUGCCUUCAGAUGUUGUAGCUUUGAUCAAAGUUUUAGAAUCAUCAAUUUAUUUAAAAGAUGAUGUACACAUUCAUAUUACAGUUGUUGAUGUGGAUAAGAAAUGGAAAAAACCGUGUAUUGCUAUUCUUCACAGUUUGGAAAAUUUUAAUAAAGAAAAGUGGAAAAUAGAAUUUGUUGCCUUAGAUCCGUCAUCACUGACCAUAAGUCCUAAAGUUGCAGCUGCAAUCAAAGAAGCUGAUUUUGUUUCAUUAUUAAAGUUUUUGAAUCAGUUGGAAGACCAAGAUAUUGAAUUCAAGAGAAAGCUUUUUCAGAACCUACACCAUCUUAUCAGUCCAGGAUCAGUAUUAUUUCUCAUGGAUCAUGCUACCAUUAAAGUUAUGAAGGUUUUUAAUGGAUAUCUCGGAAGACUUCACGGACACAGACUUCUUUUUGACGUUCCUUGUCGUCUGCACGUGCUUCAACUAGCCACCGUGGAGAGACAUUAUCAGUUAUAUAGCAAGCAUUUGAUGAGCAGUGGCAUAUGCAACACAUCUUUCAAAUUAUUCUGCAGAGCUUGGGUUAGAACCAAUGAAACUUUCUUGCAUACCGGUAGCCUCGUGGAGUCGUUUGAUCCAAAGAUUAAGAAAGCCGAAAGACGCUUGGAGGAUAAGAAAGCCUGGCAAGGUCAGCUGCGCUUGUUAUGUCGCCAACUGAGCAAUAAUAAGAUUUCCAAAGAUAUGGUUUCUUGGAGGGACUGUUUUGUCAUCGAAAUGAAAAACCAAGGUUGCAGCUCGAAGAGAAUUCGAAGGACACUGAACGCUGCUGAGAAGGAUCUUGUCCUGAGGAAAAUAUAUGCAAAACAGCUGAUGUUUGCAGCUUACCAAGAUUUCCUGGAAGAAGCUCAUGAAAUCCGUGAUGCUCGAAAAGAAAGCGACGAAGCACUUAAAGAUGAAAAAAGAAAGGAUUUUUAUAAAAUGAGAAGCAGGGCAGAUUUUGAAUAUAAAACUUAUGAAAGUUGUGUCAAAAAGUUGUUGCGUCGCCUUCAACGAAAUCGAUGUACAAAAGCAACGCAAACAAAAGUUGCAUUAAUAAAUUAAAGAGCUUUAUCGUCAGAGUUUAUACAGUGUAUUACUGAGCAUUAGUAGUGAUAUUUUGUUUUUGUAUUGUAGAUCAGUUUCUUUAGUAUUUGCCUAAAUAAAAUCACAAAUUAAAUUAUAUAAAUCACAGAUUUAUUGAUUUUUAUAAUCGCUUUCUAAUUAAAUUUGAUUUCUUAAAAUGUAAUUCUUUCAUUAUCUGAUAGAUUGGUUAUUAAUACUUAUUUCAGCUUAUGCUCUUUUUACAUAAAUAAUUCAUAUAUUUUCAGUGUUAUAUAUUUUAUUCUUUCUUCUCGUAACAACCACCGGGUUUGCAAAAUAGGUAACUACAUAGAGGUUUUGCAGCUUGGGGGGGGUCAAAUUUUUUUUUCUUUUUUUUCUUUUCUUUUUCCUGGCUGGUAGGAUAAUUAAAUUUUGUUCUUUUAUUUACUUUAUAGGACUAUUUUCCCGAACUUCAUCAAAUUAAAAUUAAAUGCUCGUUAAAAUCAUUAUCCUUAAUUAGUUUUGUUGUUAUUUUCAUGCAUACAGAUAUGUGGUUUUGCAAAUGACUUAUUCAUUUUUAAGUCAAUAUUCAUGACAAAUAUUACAUUAAAAUAUCCGAACUGUUUUUUUUUUUUUUUUUUACAAUUUAGUAUUAUUUUGUUUUUUCAGAUACUGAAACUUCUUUUGUAAAGGUGACCAAUAAUUAAAUAUUGUAUUGUUUCUCUUUGUCUUUGUUACUUAAAACCAGCUUAUAUAGAGAUUAAAUGUAAAAUGAGAAAAAUUGUCUAAUUUGUGUAUUGUGAUUGUAUUGUGUGAAAGGGAGAGAAGGCUCUUGAAAUUUACAUUGCUUAAAAAUCCUGCCAGGAUUUUAAUACACCCUUGUUUUGCAAGUAAAAUUUUGUGUUUGUCAAGCAGUUGUGAUAUUUAAAACAACAAUGAAUCUCUGACAUUGUGAUAUUUAUAACUAUACUAUAUAUUAAAUGCUGUAACUAUACUGUUUUUAUUUCAUUUGAAAGGAGAAAUCUCAAUGUUUUGUAAUAUAU
Molecule: messenger RNA, 3057 nt
Organism: Argiope bruennichi
Lineage: Eukaryota; Metazoa; Arthropoda; Arachnida; Araneae; Araneidae
Exons: 2
Coding region: 371-2035 (554 amino acids)
Source: RefSeq, a predicted model, not a curated record